Messenger RNA from Chaetomium globosum CBS 148.51, 2145 nucleotides. RefSeq lists its product as uncharacterized. The transcript has 2 exons. Gene Ontology annotation, biological process: regulation of transcription by RNA polymerase II. Gene Ontology annotation, molecular function: DNA-binding transcription factor activity; RNA polymerase II cis-regulatory region sequence-specific DNA binding. The coding region runs from base 1 to 2145 and encodes 714 amino acids. Lineage: Eukaryota; Fungi; Ascomycota; Sordariomycetes; Sordariales; Chaetomiaceae. The record is from RefSeq and is a predicted model, not a curated record.
AUGCACAAGCUGCAGCAGCGCGCCGCAGCAGCUCUGGCUGCGAGGCCGCUCGCUCGGUCCAUGCUUGUUCCAAGAGCUAGCCCGCUUUCCCCGGGCGGCAUCGCUGGGGCUGUGGUCGGGUCGGUUGUCGGCGCACUCCUCAUCGCGUUCUGUAUCUUCCCCUUCGUCAUCCGUGCCAGACGCCGACGGCUCGCCCACCAUGACGAUCCCGGUCUGGCCGAGAUGGGGCAGGGUCCCGGAGGCCCCAUCUUCAACCCUCAAGAUGUAGAUGACAACUCCUACAAAAGGUACUCGGGAUCCGGCCCCGAGACCGCCACCGCUCAAGACGCCCCGCAACCCACGGACCCAAACCACAAACCUCAGUCGACCCUCCCCCAGGGCGUCAACGUCGAGCACGGCCUACCCUCACCCGUCUCGUCACCCACCUCACCGACUGACCCGUCACCUUUGACGGCUACCGCUCCCACCCAACCACCGGCCGAGCCCUCGUCCAAAGGAUCUAGGGCCACCGCCGACCGUGAGAGCACUCGCCAAGUCAGUGUUAGUGACUCGUAUGGGCCACCAAGCCGCGAGCUCACCAACAUCGCUGCUGUUGGCAUCACUGAAGAGCCCGAGUCCUUCGAGCGCCCUUCUAAUUCCUCCGAGCACAGUCACUUCCCUCACCUCAGAGAGUCUCUCCGUGGACUAAUCCACGGCCGCCGCCGCUCUUCCCACCAGCGUCGGGACAGCAAACGGUCUACUCAAGCUGGCACCGACGGAGCGCGUUCGCCGUCCGUCAUCACCAGCGACCUUCUCCCCCAGCCCGAACCCCAGCAAACAAUAUCCGGCUUUGAGAUCGACAUAGAGACCCCCGGCUUGGCUUGGGAUUACUAUCACGACCCGACCUUGGGCAUUGAACUGUCCGACACGUACCCGCAGUCCACACCGACCGCAACCUCUACCAGCGUUGCCCCGCCUGCGCCUGUGCCAACUUCGGCUCCAGCGAAUCCCGUCUUUCCGGUCAAUCAAGCUGCUGUGGCGGGAGCAGACAGCAUCCCACUCGACAGUGAUACGACAGCCUCGCCUGGUGUCUUCAGCAGACAAAAUACUUUCCUGCAGGGCAGGAGAUUCCCCGGGCCGUUACAGCGCACCGACAGCUUACCACCUCCGGCCAUCGUGUCCGACCUUCCCAGCCCGCCCCUCCAAUACACCUUUGCCGGGCCAAGCGGUAAUCCGAUGGAGAUGAUGAAGCCAACUAACCCCGCCGAGAACGCAUGGAUGCUAGAGCACGAGAUGCGCAUGAUUCAAAACUCGCCGCCGCCGCCGGCACCAGAGCCUGUCCCCUACAUCUCGAUGCCAGUGGAGGAAAUGGCUGGCCAGAUGUUCGACAACGACCUCAAAGCCCAGUUCCAAGCGCAGUACCAGGCUACUUACCAACCGUACCAGUCACCCCCACCCACCAUAUCGGAAAACGGGUUUCAGGUUCAUGAGGAGUCGAUGGCCUAUUACACCACCAACUUGACGACUUCCGAUUACUCGACGCCACCGCCCUCCCACGGGCCAUCCACCGAGAACACACCAGAAACGAGGUUGACGCCCUACACGGCCUCCCCCUCCCCGCCGGCCGAGAUGGAGCCUACUAUCAACAGCCACCUAAUGCCGUCGCCGGGUCUUUCGGCCGGGCCGUCGCCGACGCCAGGCCUCUCACCAUCGCCGGGUCCGUCUCCGGGGUUGUCGCCCAUGCCAUCCCCGAGCCAUUCCCCGGGAACGUCUCCAGGCCGCUCGCCCGGCAGAUCUCCGGGUCGGUCCCCGGGUAGGACCCCGGCCGGGCCCCCUUAUGUCUGUGCCUGUGGCGUCGUAAAGAACUCGCUUCACCAGUUCAACCACCACCGACGCUACCAUGAACGGCCGUGCACAUGCGAGCAUGAAGGGUGUGGGCGAAGCUUUGGCACGAUCACGCAUCUGAAACGCCACAUCAACGACAAGCACACGAAAACCCGCAAAUUCUACUGCACCCAGCCAGGAUGCGAUUAUUCCAGGCAGGGCACAAAAUCCUUCCCCAGGAAGGACAACUGGAAGAGGCACAUGUUGAAGAAGCACUCGAUCGAUCCGCAGAACAUGACCGACGAAGAUGAUCUGGGCGAUAUCGGCAUGGACUAUCCCUGA